UGGGUGGCAAGGAGGGUAGCAUCAUUGCCUCAUAAAAAGCUCCCACCGAUAGCUUUGUCCCUCUUCAGCUCCACCGCACACAGACAAAAGCACAAGACCGCUACGUAUCCCUCUGCGAGGCGACCGGUACAACUCAACGCUGCGGACAUAGCUGCGUUUCGACCAUCCACACUCUUGUCUCCUAGACGAGCGACUAGCACAAUCUCCGAAAAGCAAUCCCAUCGCUUGCUUUCGAGGAAAGAUGAAACUUCUCAAGACUCUGCUCGUGCUUUGCUUGGCACUGGUGUGCCUCUCGACGCGCGUGUCUGCCGCACCCGUAUCCAUCUCUAUCACCGUUCGCAUGAACACGUUGAGCAGGAUGGAGCAGCAGCUUUGUGCUUGCGUCAAGCAGAUGCUGCAGCGUAUUCGCAUGCAAAGGAUCCAAAGAAUGAUCAACGCGAUCGUCAAAGAUGUGCUCAGCGCAGAUCCAUUCGAUCAGCGACGCUCUCAAGCUGCUCCGCUGGGAGUGGGACCAGGCAUGCCCAUAUUCUGGAGACCCAGAAUGAGACUCAUCGCAGCUAUCCCCGUUGUUCGUCAAGGCUCGACGAUGCUAGCUCCAGCGAUGGAUGAAGAAGCUAUCAAGGGCCUCAAUUUGCAAGCUGAUCAGAAAGGCGAACCUGCGCUGCAGGAGGACGCUUCGGACGACGAUGCCGUUAGGUCUCGCAGCACGAGCGUCGCGUAA
Ceraceosorus guamensis is the source of this 721-nucleotide messenger RNA. RefSeq lists its product as hypothetical. The transcript is spliced from 2 exons. The record is from RefSeq and is a predicted model, not a curated record. The annotation marks the transcript as partial. Lineage: Eukaryota; Fungi; Basidiomycota; Exobasidiomycetes; Ceraceosorales; Ceraceosoraceae.